Messenger RNA from Penicillium expansum, 1695 nucleotides. Its product is annotated as putative C2H2 transcription factor. Gene Ontology annotation, cellular component: chromatin. NCBI's taxonomy places the organism in Eukaryota, Fungi, Ascomycota, Eurotiomycetes, Eurotiales, Aspergillaceae. Gene Ontology annotation, biological process: DNA-templated transcription; regulation of transcription by RNA polymerase II. The transcript is spliced from 5 exons. The coding region runs from base 1 to 1695 and encodes 564 amino acids. The record is from RefSeq and is a predicted model, not a curated record. Gene Ontology annotation, molecular function: DNA-binding transcription factor activity, RNA polymerase II-specific; RNA polymerase II cis-regulatory region sequence-specific DNA binding; zinc ion binding.
AUGAUGCCGUGGGGCUUCACUGUGGAGGACUUGCAAAACUUUGGCACAAGUCCGAUCGAUACCUCCUUUGAUCCAGCUUCUAUGCAAUACACCAGUCCAACUUGGCCGGACUUUUCGGCAUUAGCUUCCGAAUGCCCGGCAACUUUCACAACGCCUGUUUCUAGCGACAGCCCUCAGAAAUCGCUGCACUUCCUGGACAAAUUUACUAGCAACACGGGUCUAGUGUCGAGCUUUGAUUGUGGUACCCACGAGCAAAGAGAACAAGUUGCUGCCAGCUUAGACCAGCAAAUAUUGUCUCAGCUACAGCAGAGAAUAAUGUCACUGCCAGCCUUAGGCAUGGAUGUUCAAUCUUCUUUGAUACUGGAGAAUAACAGUGAUACAAGUUCAGCAAGUGAAUUGUCACUGGAUUGGUUCAGUGAUCCACUUUCUUUGAAGACACACGAGAUUCUUCUCUUAGUUGAAGAAGUGGUCACGAUCAAACCGCGAAACAGUUCUGUCACCUUGGACUGGUCAUCAGCACUCAGGGAUGCAUGUCUGCAAUUCUUCUCUGCUUCGAACAUAAGAAGAUUUCUGGGGUUCUACUGGGCAAUAUGGCAUCCUAAUGUGAACUUUGUGCACCGGCCUACCUUCGACAUGCUGGCAGCGAAGCCGACACUACUAGCUGCAAUGGCUCUGAUUGAUGCGCGCACUUGGUUCAACUGUGUGGAAGAAAUGGUUUUCAUUGACGACGAUUUCAACAGUGAUUUGACCUACCAAUCCUCUAGCAACAUGUCCAUUCAAAGACGCAAGAUUCAGGCCGUACAGGCCGCCUACAUAGUCUGUCUCUACCAGAACUGGGAGGGUGCGGAUGCGAGCAAGAGUCGCAUUCGACGUUACCGUUUUGCUACCCUGGUAUCUACUGCUCGUGAUAUUGGUAUCACGGCAGCGCGACAUCUGAACUACAGCGAGCUCGGCCGCCAUGAGUUCGAAUGGAAAGAAUAUGCCGCUCGGGAGGAAAUGAUCCGUCUGUUUACUUGGAUCUUUUUACUAGACUCAGCAUUCGUCAUUUUCAACAACCUUCCUCCGCGGAUGGUCAUCAAAGAAAUAAGGAUGCAUAUGGCAACACCAGAAACCUGUUUUCAAGCGGCAACGGCAGACCAAUGCCACCACCAAAUCCAGCUCUUCCUGCCUGCAAGAAGUCUCUACUGGACGACAUCCUUCCGCGGGUCGUUCGAGUCACUAUGUAAAGACGAUCUAUCCGUCAAUAUCCGCCACCUCCUCGCUACCCUGGGUCCAUUGAAUUUAUUCGCACUAACAUCAGCAAUUCACUCACAAAUCUUCCAAUUCCGCAGCGCGGUGGGCAGCUUCCAACUACGAGCCCCGAUCCAAAAUGCACUCAGCAACUGGCGCGAUAUCUGGCAGUUGUUUUCCUCGACGUUCCCCCAAGGAAUCAUGCCACACAUGACAAUUGAAGACCCUCACAUCCAACCAGAGCAGCUCUGGAGACGAAUGGGAUUUUUCCGCUAUGCCCCCGAGUACUGGCUUCUGGCUCAUCUGAUGGCAGAUCGAUUAGCAGUACUUGGCACAUCUAAGCCGGAGAAUGAGUUGGAGCCGCUCGAUGAGGGCCCGCUGGACCCGAUUCUGAAUCGAUAUGACCAAACUAGUAUGCGCCAGAUUAAUGAUCUGAUUAUGGACUUUCAGACAUUCCAGAUUUGA